GUUCAGUUCGACAAAGCAGUCAAAGGCAUUCACUACACUCACUCCACCACUGAGGAUACAAAACUUGGAUAGUUUCUGAAGAACAUGCCGUACUACGAGGAGGAACGUCGCCAUCACCAUCACCACCAUCAUGGUAGGCCAAUUGUGGAGGUGGACAUUGUGCCGCCAAGGAUUCCGCGCCCAGUGAUUGAGAUCGGAGUGGGCGGCCGCUAUCCACCACCGCCGCCCAUGGUCGAGGUCAUCACACCAGCUGCCGUCUACCAGCCUCCACCACCACCACGACCCAUCAUCGAGGUGGAUGUGGUGCCUCCGAGAGCGCCCUUCAUCGAGUUCAACAUCGGCGGACGGCGUCCUCCGCCCAGGGAAGAGGUCAUCAUCGUUCAGCAGCCCCCACCGCCCAGGUGGUAGGCGUGGUCGCAUUGUGACGCUCCAGAAGAGUGAACAACUUUAAGAAUAUUUAUUCAACUUCCUGUAUUCCAUGAGCAUACACUGGAAUCUAGCUUAAAAACGGCUGCAAAUAGAAACAUUAACUAACUUUUUACAGAAAAUAAGCCCCUUGUACGAGUAUAAUUAAAAUAAAAAAUAAAUAACAGUUCA
This is a messenger RNA of Drosophila teissieri, 597 nucleotides long. Its product is annotated as extensin-1. NCBI's taxonomy places the organism in Eukaryota, Metazoa, Arthropoda, Insecta, Diptera, Drosophilidae. The record is from RefSeq and is a predicted model, not a curated record. The transcript has a single exon. The coding region runs from base 85 to 408 and encodes 107 amino acids.